Messenger RNA from Ictalurus punctatus (channel catfish), 11749 nucleotides. RefSeq names its product sushi, von Willebrand factor type A, EGF and pentraxin domain containing 1 (gene svep1). The transcript is spliced from 48 exons. Gene Ontology annotation, molecular function: calcium ion binding. Lineage: Eukaryota; Metazoa; Chordata; Actinopteri; Siluriformes; Ictaluridae. Bases 652 to 11280 code for a protein of 3542 amino acids. The record is from RefSeq and is a predicted model, not a curated record.
AGUUGAUCAGCGGGCUGGGUGCUGAUGUUUUCUUUGGGAAUGCUGACAGACUGACAGGCAAACUAGUGCGAUCCAGUGACACAAAAUCUCACUCCGGCUCUGCUGAACAACCAGAAGAAGAGAGUGAGCAGAAGAGAAGGGAAAAGAAGAAGACAAAAAAGGAGAAAGGAAAAGAAAAAAAAAGAGAAAAAAGUAAGACAUUUAUUGUGACUGCCCCCUUUUUUUCCUCUCUGCUGAGGUUGCUUUCUCCCUCUCUCCUCACUCUUCCUCUCACUCUACGCUUCUCAUUCCCUCUCUCCUUCACCCCAGGACAGACACGCACGCACUCCCUGACUCUCCGUCUCUCCCGUGGAACUUUUUUCACCCCACUCUCUCUCUCUCUUCCUCUCUCAUUUGAAAUGAUUCUGAGAGGGAGGGAAGUAUUUGAAGGCUUGCUGGGAUGCAGAAACUCCCCAGACGCCUGAGACUGGAGCGGUGAGAGAAGAGGAGAGGAUUUGUCCUGCCGCACACUGACCACCCAAUUAAAUUAUCGCAAGAGAAAGAGAAAACAAGGGGCCACGGAGAGAGGAGGUGUGCAGCACACUGAUAUAACUCAUUCUUCUUUCCUGGAAGGCACUACCGGCACUUUCAGCAUCCUGCAGCGUGGAUGUCAUGGCUUCUCUGCGGUUUUCAGUCACUGUGUGGUUCUCGCUGGUGAUCUGGAGCCUGCUGAGGACAAGUGGAUCCAUCGUUCCGUCUCAGACCCGCCGCAACAUCUCAGAGAGCGCAGAGAGCAAAGUAGAGCGUCUGGGCCAGACUUUCAGGCAUAAUGUGCGUAUGCUGCGUGAGCGUGGCGGCCGUCUCGAACUUGUCUUCCUCGUGGACGAGUCCUCCAGUGUGGGAGCGAGCAACUUCAGGAGCGAGCUGCACUUCGUGCGGAAGAUGCUCUCGGAUUUCCCAGUGGCACCUGAGGCCACGCGUGUCGCCCUCAUCACCUUCAGCUCGAAGAACCACGUGCUGACCAGGGUGGACUACAUCUCAGCACCCAAAGCGCACCAGCACAAGUGCUCACUUUUCAAUAAGGAGAUUCCUGCCAUCACGUAUCGAGGAGGAGGCACGUAUACCAGAGGAGCCUUUCAGCGAGCAGCGCAAAUUCUGCGGAACUCACGUCUGAAUGCCACAAAGGUCAUCUUCCUCAUCACAGACGGCUACUCGAACGGCGGGGAUCCUCGGCCAGUAGCAGCAGUGCUGCGCAGGAGUGGUGUAGAGAUCUUCACCCUGGGCAUCUGGCAGGGAAAUAUCCGUGAACUUCAUGACAUGGCAUCACACCCCAAAGAUCAACACUGCUACUUUGUGCACAACUUUGCUGAAUUUGAAGCUCUUGCACGUCAUGCUCUUCAUGAAGACUUGCCUUCGGGUGGCUACAUCCAGGAUGACAUGUCCUAUUGCUCCUCUCUGUGUGUGGACGGGAAGGACUGCUGUGACCUGAUGGCCAGCUGUAAGUGUGGGACACACACUGGCCAGUAUGACUGUGUGUGUGAGAAAGGACACUAUGGCAAAGGCCUGAAACUCGAAUGUACAGCAUGCCCACCAGGGACAUACAAGCCCGAGGCAGUACCAGGGGGUGUGGGGACAUGCUUGUCGUGUCCAGACCCUCAGCACACCUCCAGGCCUGGCAGCACUUCUAUGUCUGACUGUGUGUGUAAUGAGGGAUACACACGGCACAAUCACACCUGCCAAGCGGUGGUGUGUGCAGUUCUCUCUCCUCCACAGAAUGGCUUCUUCAUCCAGAGCAUGUGUAAUAACCAGUAUAACUCCGCGUGUGGUGUGCGUUGUCUACCAGGCUUUGAGCUGCAAGGGAGCAGCAUCAGAUUGUGCCAAGCGGACGGCACCUGGUCUGGAGCUCCACCCACCUGCACAGUGCGUUCCUGUCCAGCUCUGUCCACUCCACAACAUGGACAGCUGAAUUGUAGCAACGGCGACUCCUCCGCUCGGCUCGAGUGUGCAGUGCGCUGUCAGAAAGGCUACAGGCUGGAGGGCAAAGCCAAACUCACCUGCCUGCCAAGCUUACAGUGGAGCAGCCCUCCACCUCGGUGUGUGGAGGUGCGUUGUUCCCCCAUGGUAACCUCGGAGCAGGUCCGUCUGUCACCUCCUGCCUGUGGAAAAAGAGCAAUGCGGAGUGGAGCUGUGUGCAGAUUUUCUUGUCGCCGUGGUUAUCGUCUCCUGGGUAAUCCAGAGGUGCGCUGCCUGCCAAGUGGAGACUGGAGUAACAAUAUACAUAAAGUCACCUGUGCAGAUGCAGAGCCUCCAUGGAUUCAGUGUCCUGAGAACAUUGUCACACAGACCAACAAGCAUCAGGGCUCCUCCAAUGUCACUCUGAGCGCACCAGUGCUGAGAGAUAACUCCGGAGAUGAGGUUGUUGUCCAGGUCACACCCAUUCUUAGCCCUGCCCAGCCUUUCCCAAUUGGCACAGAAGUCAUCACGUACACAGCUACUGAUCCUGCUGGGAACAAGGCCAACUGCUCCUUCACUGUCACUGUUAUCGAUAUGGAGCCUCCGUUGAUUGACAGGUGCCGGUCUCCGCCCACCAUCCAGGCCACAGACACGGAGACGCCUGUCUACUGGGAAGAGCCACAGUUUUCAGACAAUUCAGGUGCUCAACUGAACAUCUCCAGCACCCACUCGUCUGGUGAUCCAUUUCCUGCUGGAGAGACUGCAGUGUAUUACACCGCCACAGAUCCAUCCGGCAACAACCGCACUUGUGAGCUCAUCAUCACAGUGCAAGGUUCCACGUGUGAGCAGCCAUACGUGCCCGUCAAUGCAAAUUUCUCCUGCUUAAAGGAAGAGAAGGGGGUGAAUUGCACCCUGGAUUGCAAAGAGGGUUACAGUCUUACCCAGAAUGCAGUGCACAGCUAUUUCUGCCCCAAUAAUGGCCGAUGGGAACCACCACGAGCUCCAGACAGACCAGACUGCUCCCAGAACAGAAUAGCCAAUAAUGGCUUCAAGCCGUUCGAGAUGCUGUUCAAAGCAUCACACUGCAACGAUCCAGACCUGCUGAAGUCCUUCACUGGAGAUUUCACUAAUAUUCUAGGAGAUAUAGUUCCUAAAAUAUGCGGCGGAGAUGAGGUCAACUGUAAACUGGAAGUGAUGACGCAAGGGCAGUGUCUGGAGUACAACUAUGAUUAUCCAAAUGGAUUUGCCAUUGGUCCAGGAGGAUGGAGCAGUAAUGGUCAGGACUAUGCUUACUUUGAUAGUGGUUUUUCUCCAGAUCAUCAGCGCACUCGCCUCCAGCAGGAUGGUGUGUUCCACCAUACUUCCCAAUUGAGGGGUAAACGUCAUCGUGAGAUCACGGGGCCCACACGUGACCAAAAGAUCCAGAUAUACUUUAAUAUAACAGCAAGCAUCCCACUGCCCCUGUCGAGGAAUGACUCGGUGGAAGUAGCCAAUCAAAAGCGACUCUUGCGGACACUGGAGUUAUUGACCAAUCGACUGAAGAGGACGCUGAGCAAACAGCCACUGAGCUCAUUUCAUGUAUCGUCUGAGAUGAUCGUUGCUGACCCUAAAUCUCUGGAGAGUAGGAAGGCCUCUCUGUACUGUCGCCCAGGAUCUGUGCUGAAGGGCCGCAUGUGCGUGCAGUGUCCAGUGGGGACGUAUUUCUCGGUGGACUAUGCUGAGUGUGAGAGCUGCAGGAGGGGUUCGUAUCAGGACGAGGAAGGCCAGACAGAGUGUAAACUGUGUCCAGAUGGUUUCUCCACCCCUUACCUUCACUCCCGAAGCCUGUCCGAGUGCAGAGCACAGUGUAAGCCUGGCAGCUCAUCACUCAGUGGGCUGGAGACGUGUGAGUCAUGCCCACUGGGUCAGUACCAGCCUGGUUUUGGCUCGCGUAAAUGUGAUCCCUGUCCUCCGAAAACCUCCACCGUCAACCGAGGAGCUAUGGACCAGAGCGAGUGUGGAGUUCCAUGCUCUGCAGGUCAUUUCUCCCGUACUGGACUGGCUCCCUGUUACCCCUGUCCUCGUGACUACUACCAACCUGAAGAGGGACGAUCCUACUGCCUCUCCUGCCCCUUCUAUGGCACCACUACAGUCACAGGAGCCAAGACCAUCCAACAUUGCUCCACAUUUGGCUCUAGUUUCUUGCCUAAGGAGGAAAGUGUAACUACCGCUCCAGAAAGUCCUGUGAUAAGAGACUAUCAGGCCAGCAGUCAGAUGUUCCACGAGUGCUUCCUCAACCCAUGUCAGAACCAAGGCACCUGUGAGGAGGUGGGAGUGGGUUACGUGUGCACGUGUCUCCCAGGGUUCACAGGUGCAAAAUGUGAGAGUGACAUUAAUGAGUGCGACUCUGCUCCGUGUCAGAACGGCGGCCUGUGCAGAGACAGAGUGGGAGGCUUCCAGUGCCAGUGCAAGUCUGGCUUUGUGGGAUCACUGUGUGAAGUUGAUGUAAACGAGUGCAGCUCUUCUCCCUGUCUGAAUGAGGGCGUGUGUGUGGACGAUGUGAAUCGGUUCAGCUGCAGCUGCACAGAUGGAUUCACAGGACCUCGCUGUGAACUGGAGAUAGAUGAGUGUGAGUCCAGACCUUGCCAAAAUGGUGGAGUGUGUAAGGACCUGGAGGCUGGGUAUUCCUGCUCAUGUAAUCAGGGUUUCACUGGAGAGAGCUGUGAAGUGAAUAUUGACGAGUGCUACACCGCCCCCUGUCUGAAUGGAGGAGCAUGUGUGGAUGCUGUUAAUGACUUCAGGUGUGAUUGUGUGAGUGGGUUCAGUGGGAAACUGUGCCAGAUUGAUGAGGACGAGUGCGAGUCUAACCCAUGUUUGAAUGGUGCCACUUGCAAGGAUGAAGUGGGGAGCUACACCUGCCGAUGCCCUCCUGGGUUCAACGGAACCAGGUGUGAGACAGAAAUGUCUUCCUCCUUCAACCUGGAGUUUGAGGUCUCAGGUAUCCACGGUUAUGUGAUGAUGGAUGGGACGAUGCCAGCACUCACUCAGAUCACCUGCACAUUCUGGAUGAGAUCAUCAGACACCGUCAACUACGGAACUCCGGUCUCAUAUGCUGUGGAUGGGGGCAGUGACAACGCCUUUCUCCUCAUAGACUACAACGGCUGGGUGCUGUACGUGAACGGGAAAGAAAAGAUUACAGACUGUCCUGCGGUGAAUGACGGCAGGUGGCACCACAUUGGCGUGACGUGGAGGAAUACAGAUGGUGACUGGAGGAUUUAUAUCGAUGGAAGCCCUUCUGAUGGUGGGAAGGGUCUGUCCAUGGGUAGCACCAUACCAGGAGGUGGUGCUCUGGUGCUGGGACAGGAUCAGGAUCAGAGAGGCGAGGGCUUCAACCCAGUUGAGUCCUUUGUUGGUUCUCUCAGCCAGCUCAAUAUCUGGAAUUAUGUCCUCUCACCACAGCAGAUGAGGUCACUGGCCAACACUUGUCCUAGUGACCUACAGAGAGGGAACGUGUUUGCCUGGCCUGACUUCCUACAUGGUAUCACGGGUCGAGUCAAAACCAGCCCGAAGAGCAUGUUCUGCGCUGAUUGCCCCCUGCUGCAGGAUACUGUACCCAACUUGCGCUCUUCCAGUCCAGCAGUGAAGCCAGGCUCUCAGGUGAAAUUCUCCUGCAAUCCUGGAUAUUACCUGGUGGGGGAGCCAGUCCAGAAGUGUCUGAACAGAGGGGCAUGGAGCCACGCACAGCCUCUCUGUGAACGCGUGAACUGUGGCACACCUCCUGCUCUGGUGCAUGGUCUGUAUCGUGGGGACGAUUUCUACGCUGGGAGUUCAGUGCUGUACCAGUGCAAGCCUGGCUUCUACCUGCUUGGUGAGAGCAAAAUGCAGUGUGGCAACAACGGCAAAUGGUCCGGGAACCUGCCUGCAUGUCUGGAUAUGGAUGAGUGUGCCUUGGGCUCUGAUUGUGAUGAGAAUGCCAGCUGCCAGAACACAGACGGCUCAUACACCUGUACCUGCAUUUACCCCUUCACCGGGGACGGGAGGAGCUGCACAGCCCUGUCAUGUAGUCCACCUACAGUCCCAAAGCAUGGACUCUUGGAGGGAACAAACUUCACAUACAGAAGCAAGGUGACUUUCAGUUGUGAGAAAGGUUAUAUCCUCCAAGGGCCAACAGAGAUACAGUGUCAAUCUGACCUGACGUGGAAUAGAGUUCCACCUAGCUGUCAACCAGUGACCUGCAGCGAGCCCCCUGCUGUGGACAAUGCAGACAUCAGUCUCAAUGGAAAAGUUUACUUGUCAACCUUGACAUACACCUGUAUUAAAGGAUACCGAUUACAGGGCCAAGGGGAGCUGCAAUGUGAAGCUUCUGGAAAGUGGACCUCCCCUGCUCCUUUCUGUGCCAGAGUGAACUGUGGGGAUCCACCUCCCUUAAAGGAUGCAGUUGUCAAAGGAGACAACUUCACUCUGGGCAGUCAGGUGCACCACAUCUGCAAAGAAGGAUACACACUACUUGGUAGUGAAACUCAGGAGUGCCUACCAAGUGGUGAAUGGAGCCGUGAAUUUUCCCAGUGUGUACCUCGCUCAUGUGGACCACCACCACCUGUUGACCAUGCACAUCCUGACACCGGACACAAACUGUUUGGCGACACUGCUAUCUACUUUUGUUAUGAUGGCUACACUGCUGGCAACAACACCAAGUUGUUCUGCAAUGCAAAGGGAAUUUGGGCACCACCUGAGGGACACAGUAUGCCGUACUGCAUUGCCACCUUCUGCCAACGCCCACCUGAUCUACCUCAUGCUAUUCUGGACUCCAUUUAUAAGCCCAAAUAUGCUAGUAACACAGAGGUCAGCUAUAAAUGUGAGGAAGGCUUCAUGCUCAAUACCACAGCAACUCUGAAAUGCUUAAUGGGAGGAGAGUGGUCACCUUCACCUAUGGAUAUUGGCUGUGUGCCCAUCAGAUGCUCCAAGCCAGAGAAUAUUGAGAGGGGUUAUGUCAGUGGGACCAACUACAAUUUUGGAGCUGUGAUUGCAUAUAGCUGUGAUAAGGGAUACUACAUCCGAGGGGAGAAAAGAAGGACUUGUAUGGCUAAUGGAGAGUGGGGUGGAGUUUUACCAACUUGCCAACCUAUUAGUUGCUCUACUCCUCCUCCACUGAUUAAUGGUUACAUCCAGGACUCCACAAUGAAAGCCAACUAUGUGUACAAUAGUAAGGUGACAUAUACUUGCAAUUCAGGUUAUCGCCUCACAGGGAAGGCUGACCGUAUAUGCAUGGCCAACAAGCUAUGGUCCAACAUCGAUCCCCCCAUUUGUAAGCUUUUAACCUGCCCACAACCUCCUGCUAUCUUGCAUGGGUACUAUCGUGGCUCCAUAUUUCAAGUGGGAAGUAAAGUGGAAUAUGUCUGUGAUGAAGGUUAUGAACUCAAUGGACAUGCAAUAUGGACAUGUUUAAAAUAUGGGAAGUGGGACAAGAUCAAAACUCCCCAUUGCUCUCCAGUUCAGUGUGUGGAGCCACCAUUAGAGGAGAACCAUCUAGUAUUACGAAGCUUGGAUUCAAACUCGGGAACUGUGGAGCUUUCCUGUGAGGAUGGUUAUGUACUUCAUGGAGCAAAAAUUCUUCGAUGUACUCCAUCACAAGAAUGGAAUGAUUCUUUUCCAGUCUGCAAGCAGGUGUCUUGUGGUCCACCACCAGAGGUUUCCUUUGGUGAUCCAUCAUUAGCAUCUACCUAUUUUGGCAGUGUAGUUACCUACUCUUGCAUGGCUGGUUUUACCCUUCAAAAAGAAGCUUCUGUUAGCUGUCAGGCAGAUGGACACUGGAGCACCCCACAUCCAGAAUGCAUUCCUGUGGAGUGCCCGCAUCCUGAGGAAAUAUCAAAUGGUAUAGUGGAUGUGCAGGGACUUAUGUAUCUUAGCACUGCUCUGUACAGCUGCAAGCCUGGUUAUGACUUAGUGGGCAACUCAACUGUGAUAUGUGGUCAGAGUGGCCUCUGGAUUGGAGGAGUACCUGCUUGUCAUCCCAUUGAAUGUCCUCCACCCAAAGAGAUCCCCAAUGGCUUUGCCAAGUUCUCACAACUUCUGUUUAGCAGGUCUGUUACUUACACCUGUCAUCGAGGAUAUAGUCUAGUAGGACCAGAGAUUCUUACUUGCCUGGAAAAUGGUACAUGGGACAAGGAGGUUCCAUCCUGCCAACAAAUCUACUGCUUGCCUCCCAGCCCAAUUGAGAAUGGCUUUGUUGAAGGCCGGGAUCAUAAGUUUGGUGUGACCAUCUUCUAUAGCUGCUUCCCAGGCUUCUUGCUUGUAGGGCAGAGUCACCUUACCUGUGAGGAACGUGGCUGGUCAAGUUCAGUCCCCACUUGCACUCCAGCAGACUGUGGUCUUCCUCCACACAUUGACUUUGGUGAUUAUUUUAAAAUUCAAGAUCCCACCACUGAGUUGACUGGUGACAAACCAGUAGACAUUCCUUCACCAGCUGACACUAGCUUCCUGCAUGGAACCAUGGUACAGUAUAGCUGCCAUGCAGGCUAUGAAAUGAGUGGUACAGUUGCUUUGGUGUGCCAAGAGGAUGGCACAUGGAAUGGGACAGCUCCUAAGUGUGUACCUGCUAAGUGUGAUACACCCCGUGAUCCUGAACAUGGAUCAGCAACUGUAACAGAUACUGUACUGGGAAGAUUAGUGGAGUACAGCUGUGAUGAAGGGUAUGAGCUGUAUGGGCCAACGGUACAACAGUGUAUCUCUGGACAUCAGUGGAGUAAUGAAGCACCCCAGUGUGUUCCUGUCAACUGUGGUGACCCAGGGGGCAUUGCUAAUGGUGAAGUGAUAGGAAGUUAUUUUCACUUCAAAGGAGUGAUUCAAUAUGAGUGCCAUGUUGGAUUUGUCCUACAAGGUUUGGAAACUAGGACUUGCCAAAUGGAUGGUAAAUGGGAUAGCAAAGCACCAUGGUGUAAGGCUGUGUCUUGUGGACGUCCUGUGGUCUCAAGUGAUGUGUUAAUUAAAGGAGAUGAUUAUACAUUUGGUAAGCGCCUACUCUUUAGCUGCCACAGUGGAUUUAUCCUGCACGGGACACACACUAGUGUUUGCCUUGCUAAUGGAACUUGGAGUGAAAAUGCCCCUAAGUGUCUCCCAGCUAACUGUGGUCGACCCCCUAUCAUUCAGAAUGGCCGUGUCACAGGAACAAAUUAUGGUUAUAAUGGCAAAGUGAAAUAUGAGUGUAAUGUGGGUUAUACAUUGGCAGGAAACCCCACACUCAUUUGUGGAGGUGAUGGACUGUGGGAUGACCCUCCACCACGAUGUGACAUAGUCACAUGUGACCCACCUGAGGACAUUAGUCAUGGCUUUCUAAAUGGCUCAAGUUUUAAUUUUGAGGAUGUGGUGGAAUAUGUUUGUUUCCCUGGUUAUGAGACAGUUGGCAGUCCAAUUCUGCGUUGUGCAGCAGAUGGCACUUGGCUUGGGAAAGUACCAGAAUGUCGGCUCUGUAUAUGCAACACACCAGUAUUGAGGUUUGGUGCUGUGCUUGGCCGGGAUCACACCUGUGGGGCCACUGUGUGGUUCCGCUGUGAUGAGGGCUAUACGAUACUUGGGCCCACUGAGUCUGUGUGUGACAAGGGUGGAUUAUGGAGUCCGGGGGUUCCCAUCUGUAGCAGGGGCAGUUGUCUUACACCUCCUCCUGCAGUACCCAAUGCUGUUGUUAUAGGUGGUACAGUUGUACCUGAUGGAGUCACUUAUGGAUGCAGACAAGGAUACCGUUUAAGUGGCAACCCAUAUCUCUCUUGUGGAAGGUUGGGUAGGUGGGAAGUGCCUACUCUACAGUGUGAUCCUGUGUCUUGUGGAAAGCCCCCUCCUGUUUCAAAUGCAGAGAUUGUGGAAUCUGAUUUUACCUAUGGCAACAAGGCUCAGUACAGGUGUAAAGACGGGUACAAGUUGGUUACACAGACAGACGCAGUCAACUGUCAGAGUGAUGGCACUUGGUCCAAACAUAGUGUGAGGUGUCAGCCAAUUCCAUGCAGCCUUCCCACCAACCUAACCCAUGUUGUGGUCACAGGUGGCCAGCUCACACCUGUAGGAGGCAUUGUUACAAUAUCCUGCAUGCCAGGAUUUUAUCUUGAGGGUGCAGCACUAUCAGAAUGUGAGCUUUUUGGCAGAUGGUCUCCAUCAUUCUCCUCAAACUCAUGUGUGCCUGUCGUCUGUGAAAAGCCCCUCCCCAUUCUCCAUGGUAAUAUUAAAGGGGAGAACUACAAUUAUGGGGACAUGAUUGUGUAUACCUGUUUGCCAGGGUUUGAACUACAGGGUCACGAAGUUCAGAUCUGUCAGGGAGACAGAACAUGGAGUGGCAGUCCACCUGAGUGUGUUGCGACUUCAUGUGGUCCACCACCCAUUGUGGAGAAUGCUGUUUCUGUGCCAACCGGUGAGUCAUACCGGAGUAAUGUGACCUAUAUCUGUAACACUGGGAUGAACCUGAUUGGCCCACAGAAUCUCACGUGUCAGGCUGAUGGAGCAUGGAGCUCACCUACACCAACAUGUGAAGCCCCCAAAGGUUGUGAAAGGCCUGAAGGAUUAUUAAAUGGGAAGGUUCAGGAACAGAGCCUGGUCAGUUGGAAGGCUCUUGAGUUUUCCUGCAAUAAGGGCUACACUCUACAUGGGGAGUCCCUUGUUGUCUGUAUGGGAAAUGGUUCUUGGAGCUCACCUUUCCCUAUAUGUACACCCCAGUCAUGCCCUCCGCCUCCAAGAUUGACAGGGAACAAUGUCAACACCACCUUAUUCCUGGUGGGUCAGACAGUGCCAGUCAACUGUCCUAAAGGUCAGCAGGUCAAAGGGCGUCAGAGCCAAGGAACAGCCAUCAUAACCUGCAGGAGUGACCAGACCUGGACUCCAAUCAGGGCAGUUUGUGCGAGGGUGUCCUGCGGCCCUCCUCUCCACAUGGCUAAUGGAGUGGUCCGUGGGGCCAUGUUCCAGCUCGGUGACGUGGCGGUGUACUCGUGCUUCGAGGGCUACGUCAUGGAAGGCACUAGCAGGAGUGUGUGCUUGGAGAAUGGCACAUGGACUCCACCCCCUUCCUGCAGAGCUGUGUGUUGGCUGCAGUGUCAGAAUGGAGGUGUGUGUCAGAGGCCAAAUAUAUGCUCCUGUCCAGAGGGCUGGAUGGGUCGCCUCUGUGAGGAACCAAUCUGCAUCCUGCCAUGUCUAAACGGUGGACGCUGUGUUGCUCCAUACCAGUGCGAGUGUCCAAGAGGGUGGAGUGGCACACGAUGCCAUGCUGCGGUGUGUUCAUCGCCUUGUCAGAAUGGAGGCAGGUGUAUCAGGCCCAACAGAUGCCGCUGCAUUCAAGGCUGGGGUGGUCCCGAUUGCUCCAGGAAAAGAAAACCAGGAUAUUUUCAUUUUUAAUACGCCACUCAACACAGACAAAGCUGGAGCAUCAGCACACCAUGGUGGAUGUCGAAGUCUUCAGUUCUGACCAUUUCUCCCGCCCAAACUCCAAAUACCAAGUGUUUUGUAAAUUAAAGCUGUAUUUUUUCAUAUAGAAAAUAAAAACAGUAUUAAGCAUAAUUCUGCUGCUAUAUACAUGAACCUGUUCGAUGUGUAAAAACUUUAAUGUGAUUGUUCAGUGUAUAUGUGUAUAAACUAUUCUUUUCACAUUUUUAUUAAAGCAAAAAAUACAACUACACAUUUGUCAUUUCUUCACGUUUUAUUGAAUUCAUAAUAUUAAAAAAAAUUCCACAUGAGCCCCUAGUAAUAAAAGGUCCAUAAUUUUGAGAUAUUUGGAAUGAUACACUUGCGAUGGACCUUCCUACAAGGGAGAGUUAAAAACCAAAUGUGGGGGUGUGUGGGAGGGUGUGUGUGUAGGUGUGUGUGG